Molecule: messenger RNA, 2707 nt
Organism: Pantherophis guttatus
Lineage: Eukaryota; Metazoa; Chordata; Lepidosauria; Squamata; Colubridae
Source: RefSeq, a predicted model, not a curated record
AUGACCGAUGAGCAGUCAUACCACCUGAACAAACCAAUGCAGGCCAAACUCCACUUUGUGUGCAGACCCACACCCAACAACUACCAGCAGUUCAUGGCUUUGGUGUUUGCAGUGACAGAGAUCAACAAGGAUCUGGUUCUCCUCCCCAACAUCACCUUGGGCUUCAACAUGUAUGACAAUGCCAAUUGGAACAAGAGAGUUUACUUGAUCAGCCUCUUUCUCCUCUCCACACGUGACCAAAUGGUUCCAGGCUACAAAUGUGACCAGCGGGACACUCUCUUCUCUGUCAUUGGAGGUGACAACCCCCAAUUCUCAAUGCCGAUGGCCUCCAUCUUCAGCAUCCUCAAGGUCCCACAGCUCAGUAUUGGCUUUGAGUUCAUUCAGGGAGACCAAAGAGUUUAUCCUUCCUCCUUCCGGAUUAAUCCCAAGGAAUUUCCUCAAUAUGUCGGUUUAGUCCGGAUGCUCCUAUAUUUCCAGUGGAACUGGGUUGGGCUUAUUGUCUCUGAAAAUGAGAAUGGGGAACGUUUCCUCUCAACUCUGAGGCCCAUGCUCAUGGAGAAGGAGAUCUGUCUGGCUUUCACUCAAAUGAAGGGGCCCUUUGCCAGGUGUGGCCUGAAGAGGUGUAAGGCAGGAGAGAGGAAAAGUGUCCCAGAGGGCGAGCAGGUUUGCUGCUAUCUAUGUACCCCUUGUCCAGAUAGUAGCAUUUCUGACCUGACAGAUGCAGCUGAAUGUGAUCCUUGCCCAGAAGACCGAUACCCCAACAAGGACAAGGUCCACUGCAUUGCCAAGAAGAUCCACUUCCUUGCCUAUCAAGACACCCUGGGCUAUGUUUUAGCUUCUUUAGUGUUCGUUUUCAGACCCACACCUAACAACUACCAGCUGUUCAUGGCCCUGGUGUUUGCAGUGAGAGAGAUCAACAAGGAUCUGGUUCUCCUCCCCAACAUCACCCUGGGCUUCAACAUGUAUGACAAUGCCAAUUGGAACAAGAGAGUUUCUUUGAUCAGCCUCUUUCUGCUCUCCACACGUGACCAAAUGGUUCCAGGCUAUAAAUGUGACCAGCGGGACACUCUCUUCUCUGUCAUUGGAGGUGACAACCCCAAAUUCUCAAUGCCGAUGGCCUCCAUCUUCAGCAUCCUCAAGGUCCCACAGCUCAGUAUUGGCUUUGAGUUCAUUCAGGGAGACCGAAGAGUUUAUCCUUCCUCCUUCCGGAUUAAUCCCAAGGAUUUUCCUCAAUUUCUGGGUUUAGUCCGGAUGCUCCUGUAUUUCCAGUGGAACUGGGUUGGGCUUAUUGUCUCUGAAAAUGAGAACGGAGAACGUUUCCUCUCAACUCUGAGGCCCAUGCUCAUGGAGAAGGAGAUCUGCCUGGCUUUCACUCAAAUGCUUCUUCCUUACUUGAUGAAUGUCCAGUUCAACAAUGGUGUUGGAGAGGAAGUCUCCUUCUCAGAAAAAGGACUGGGAUCUGCUUGUUAUGACCUUCUCAAUUGGGUUCGCCUUCCCAAUCGAUCAAUUGUCCUUCUGAGAGUUGGGCAAAUAAAUCCUGGGGCUCCCCCAGGUCAGGAUGUCACCAUUCACUCUGGUGCAAUUGUCUGGCCUACAAAGAAGGUGCCAUUUGCCAGGUGUGGCAUGAAGAGGUGCCAGGCAGGAGAGAGGAAAAGUGUCCCAGAGGGUGAACAGGUUUGCUGCUACCUAUGUACCCCUUGUUCAGAUGGGAGCAUUUCUGAUCUGACAGAUGCAGCCCAAUGUGAUCCUUGCCCGGAAGAUCAAUACCCCAACAAGGAUAAGGUCUACUGCAUUGACAAGAAGAUCCACUUCCUUGCCUAUCAAGACCCCCUGGGAUAUGCUUUAACUUCUUUAGCUCUUUUCUUUUCUCUGAUCACAACUGCUAUCCUGGUGAUUUUCCAUAAGCAUCAUGACACACCAAUUGUCAAGGCCAACAACCGAGAUCUCAGCUACAUCCUCCUGGUCUCCCUCCUGCUCUGCUUCCUCUGCUCCUUCCUCUUCAUCGGUCAACCCAGGAAGCUCACCUGUCUCUUCCAACAAUCAGCAUUUGCCAUCCUCUUUUCUCUUGCAGUUUCUGCUGUUUUGGCAAAAACUGUCAUGGUGGUUUUGGCCUUCAUGGCCACCAAGCCAGGGAACAGGACAAGGAACCUCUUAGGAAAACCACUGACCUACUCCAUUGUCUUAGGCUGUCCCCUGAUCCAAGCAGUUUUGUGUGUCAUGUGGCUGGCAACUUCUCCCCCAUUUCUCAACAUGGAUUUCCAUUCCUUGGUCAGAGAGACCAUCAUAGAAUGUAAGGAAGGUUCAAUUUCAAUGUUUUAUGCUGUCCUUGCCUAUCUGGGUUUUCUGGCCCUUAUGAGUUUCACAGUAGCCUUUAUGGCCAGGAAAUUGCCUGACAGCUUCAACGAAGCGAAGUUCAUUACUUUCAGCAUGCUGGUUUUCUGCAGUGUUUGGAUCAGCUUCCUCCCCACCUACCUGAGCACCAAAGGGAAGUCCAUGGUGGCUGUGGAGAUCUUCUCCAUCUUGGCCUCUGGGGCUGGUCUCUUGGCUUGUAUCUUUUUCCCCAAAUGCUUCAUUAUCCUAUUGAGGCCCCAUCUGAAUUGUAAAGAGACUAUCAUGAGGCAGAAGAAUUGCUGAUUUAGCUGGAGAUUGGGCACUGUGAUUUUGGGAUAUUUUUGUAUUCAAUCUGAUUUCUAAAAUAAAUCAUGAA